Messenger RNA from Austrofundulus limnaeus, 3114 nucleotides. Its product is annotated as cytoplasmic polyadenylation element-binding protein 1. NCBI's taxonomy places the organism in Eukaryota, Metazoa, Chordata, Actinopteri, Cyprinodontiformes, Rivulidae. Gene Ontology annotation, molecular function: mRNA regulatory element binding translation repressor activity; mRNA 3'-UTR binding; ribosome binding. Bases 80 to 1825 code for a protein of 581 amino acids. The record is from RefSeq and is a predicted model, not a curated record. The transcript is spliced from 12 exons. Gene Ontology annotation, cellular component: neuron projection; cytoplasm; nucleus. Gene Ontology annotation, biological process: negative regulation of cytoplasmic translation.
GAUGUGAUAAAUAUGACCUUUUAUUUCAGGCCCGGGUCGUUACUGUGACAUUUCUUUUAGGCUGUCUGUCCACAUCAUCAUGGCGUUUUCCCUGAGAAGCGAUGCCCGCAGGCCUGAGACCCCGGACACCGAGUCCCCGGCUCUGUCCACCUGCAGCAACGCAGACAUCUUCCGCAGGAUGAACACCAUGCUGGGGAACGCGCUGGACUUCACCGGUGUGUGCACCACACCCAACAGCUCCAAGCAAAGGCCCGACCUGCUGUGUGAAGAGUCGGAUCGGGCUGCAGUGGGCAGCAGGAGGAUGCUUUUUCCCAACUGUGGGGGCAUACCCGGCUCCCAGGACGUGCCUUCGUCCAGGGGCUCGUCGGACGUCACAGACCUGGGCCUUGGCCUCCAUUCUCUCCGUCUGUCCAGCUGGGACAGACCGUGGAGCAGCCAGGAGAGUGACAUGCACACGCCCAUGUCCCAGGUUCAGACCGGCUCUUCCUCUUCCUCUGUGCUGGGUAUGCUGAACAGCCCCUUCAGUAGCAUCCUUGGGAAGUCCCCAGGGUAUUUGCCCCACGAGUCCGUGAGCAUGACUGCUGACUUGCUGGAGAAGUUCCCAGGCAUAGCACGGAUGGCGAACCGACUGGACUCCAGCCCCUUCCUGAACUCUCGCUCCAGCAGUCCUGAAGACUCUGAAACCAGUGGCUUUAGCUCUGGCUCAGAUCACCUCUGUGACAUGCUGUCAACUCUGCGGAUUUCUCCUCCUCUGCCUUAUCCAUCAUCAAACAUGCAGAAGGAUCUGCUGAGGCUGGGCUCCCGUCUGGACCCUCAGGACUCUAGUUCUCCUCUGACCCCGCCAUCCAGCGCCAGCCCCGCCUCCUCGUCUAUUUCCCGCCGCUGGCGCACCGGCUCCUCCUGGCCCGGUUCAGAGCUACUGGACCAGUCAGAUGAUGCAUUCAGCAUUGAGAGGGAGGCCCGUCUGCACAGACAGGCUGCAGCUGUAAAUGAAGCCACAUUCACUUGGAGUGGUCAGCUGCCCCCCAGGACCAACAAGGAUCCUAUUUACUCCUGCAAAGUCUUUCUUGGUGGUGUGCCCUGGGACAUCACUGAAGCUGGCCUGAUCAACACCUUCAGUGGCUAUGGCCCUCUGACCGUGGAGUGGCCAGGUAAGGAUGGGAAGCACCCUCGCUGCCCUCCUAAAGGUAAUGUGGCUAAAGGCUAUGUUUACCUGGUGUUUGAGAAUGAGAAGUCUGUGCGGGCUUUGCUUCAAGCGUGCUCCCAGGAUCCCUUUCACCCGGAGGACAGCAGGGAGUAUUACUUUAAGAUGUCCAGCCGCAGAAUGCGUUGCAAGGAUGUGCAGGUGAUUCCCUGGGUGAUCUCUGACAGUAACUACGUGCGCUGCCCCGCUCAGCGUCUGGACCCCAGUAAGACGGUGUUUGUUGGUGCUCUGCACGGCAUGUUGAACGCCGAGGCCCUGGCCAGCAUCAUGAACGACCUGUUCGGAGGAGUCAUGUAUGCUGGCAUCGACACGGACAAACACAAGUAUCCCAUAGGUUCUGGGCGCGUCACUUUCAACAACCAGCGUAGUUACCUGAAGGCUGUGUGUGCAGCGUUCGUGGAGAUUAAAACACCCAAGUUUACUAAGAAGGUUCAGAUCGACCCGUACCUGGAGGACUCCAUGUGUCAGGUUUGCCUUCGUCAGCCUGGGCCUUUCUUCUGCAGAGACCAGGCCUGCUUCAAGUACUACUGCCGCUCCUGCUGGCACUGGCAGCACUCGAUGGACAUCUUGAGCAACCAUCGGCCCCUAAUGCGCAACCAGAAGAACAGGGACUCCAGCUAAAGCGGAGGGAUCCAGACUGUCUGUAAGGACAAAGGAAGGACCCCCGUAUGGGGUGAGGCUGCCCGCCGAGGAAAGCACGUGUGCUGGGCAUCCCUCUGUACGAGGGCACCAUGGCACUCCACCAGGCACUGGGGAUCUCACUGUAGAAAAUGUUCACUUUUGCACUUGCUACAUUUUUGCUGUUGUUCACAGUGGCACUAUGCACAGUGACCUUGUUGGGAAUAAACAAGGGGCCCUUCACACUAAAAGCAUUUUCUGACUUGUGGCCAGACCAUGAUGGGAGUCAGCCUAAAAUUAAGAUGUGGAUGAAAAUGCCUUUUUCUUUUUUUUUUUCUUUUUUUGUUUACAUGUGUUGCAUAGUGAAGAGCAAUCACGCAAGUCUCAUUGCCGUUCCAUUGGCAAAUGCCAUACAGUGCCUUUAAAUUUUUAGUUUUCCCCCUCUUCCCUCCCCUUACCCCAGCUGGCAUCUGGUUUCCUGUAAAGCCAGCUGGUGUUUCUUACUUUUGGGAGUUGAAUGUUGGGCUUCAUUUAACCAGUCGCAUUUCAGACAUUUUUACGCAGUUUUUUACUAAUUUGUAAACAAACGGUUUUAAGUCAAGACAUGAAAAUUUUGAACAAUUAUACCAAGUGGCUGUUUAUGGGAAAACCCUUUUUAUUUUUUUUUUCUCAUACAUUUUCAGAGGCUUUUUUUUUUAAUUUGCCCUCCCAAAUUUCAACUGAAUGGGCACAAAUGUUGGAUGUACUACUUUAACUUGCUUUGAUCUAGUUAUUAAAUUUGUAUUAGUACUACUGGAUAAGUUUCAACAGGUAAUCCAUCACUUUUAAAGCAAGUGAUGGAUGCUCUUGAAACUGAACUUAUUUGGUCACUUUUUCCCACUUUUUAAUUUGCACGCGUGGAGAGGUGGCAGUGUUUUAAUCACUUUGUACAUCAGCGGGGGACAUGCCCGUCAGAAGGGCUGCAUGUUUCCUGUUGGAUGUAAGAACUUCCACUUAGCUGAUGCUAAUUUAUCUUUCAGAGCUUGAGUAGACCCCUGUAAACGACCCCUCGCUUUCUUAUCCAAUUUUUGCCUUCCUGUUCCAGUUGGACGUAAAUGCAUAAUAAGCUGUGUGCCAAAGACUCCGUGUCUUUACUUUACUCAUUAGGUUUGUCAUGCUGAGCUUGUUGUCCUUUAGCCCAGCUGCUUUUUUAGUUUUGAAAGUCUACCUCAUUGUGGUCUGCCAAGUUUGCUGCUACUUAACAGUUGUGGAGUUUGUUCAGAUUGGGCACAAUAAAGGUGUUUAAGCAUUAA